GUCCUUAAAGACACAGGGCAGGCGUUUUGGAGCUCGGUGUCAUUCAAUCAUUUCCUGAUUGUAAUUAGACAAAUUGUACUGGUGUUGUGAAGCUGCCUCGCUGCUGUCAAGACUGUGGACCAGCGGACGGCUCGGCUAAGUGACAUUAGACCUGUUAAAGAGCUGUGUUUUGCGAUGGCAGGUGGCAGGGUAGUUGCUGGGGAGCGCGCUUAGCUGAUGCAUCAUCAUCAAAUGCAGACAAAUCUAAAACCUGCUUGGCCCUCGACUUCUGACUCGGGACAUAAUAACGGGAACUGGAACAACACCAUGGAUGCUCCACAGUACACAGACUACUACUGGUAUCCUCAGUCCCAUUCCUCGGGACACUAUGCAAAUGCCUAUCCAUCUGGAUCCGAUGUUCAGCCACAGUACAAUCCACAGGUAAUGCCGGCAGGUUAUCCAAAUGGCCAUGGUGUCUACAGCCCUGUACAAAGUCAGUAUUCAACCAGUGGUUUCCACCCAUCCAAUCCUUUCUACUGUGCGGACCCUCAGAGACCUUACCCUAAUCAGGGCUGUUCAGAGCAGAACAGUGGGCCGUCUGGGCAGCCACACACUCAGCCCCAACAUCAUCACUAUCCUGGUCCACAUUGUCAAGGGGGUCCCGGAUAUCCUUCUGGUCCUUACCCUCACUACAGCGAAACUGGUCAUGCAAUGCCACCAAACCCUUCAUACCCCACUGGGCAGUCACUCCACCACAGCCCUCAGCCUGACGUAUGGGCACACUCUGGUCCGUAUGCACCCUCACAGCAGCAGUGGCAGCCAGGCCAGCAGCCUUCACAAAAUCAUUAUGGAAAUCCUAUUCGUCCACCACAUCCACCUGCAUGGCCAGGAACUGGAUCUGGUGCUCCUCCACCUUAUCAACCAAAGGACCAACAGCACUCACAUGCUCCACAAGUGGGACCAAAACCAAGGCCAGCCCCAUCCCCAAAUCCCCCUUGUGGAAAGCCUGCAACAAUAAGUUCACCUCCACAAAUGUACAACAAAACAGGAAGAGGUGAACCCAAUCAUUUGCAAGGCGAUACUCUGCCAUCAGCCCCGGCUAAGGAACCAGCUGCAAGCCAGAGGGCAGCAUCUCAGCCUCUGAUCGAUAACCCUGGCCUUGCUAAGGUCCACCAGGUAAUGAUUAGAGUGCAGAUGCUUCAUGAAGAUGUUGAAGAGUUUGUUGGCAAAAAAACAGACAAGAGUUAUCGGUAUCUGGAGGAACUGCUGACCAAAGAGCUGCUGGAAUUGGACUCUGUGGAGACUCAGGGACAGGACAGUGUCCGGCAAGCCCGAAAGGAGGCUGUUCAGAAGAUCCAAGCAAUUCUGGACCAAUUGGAGAAGAAAGCCUUCUGAAUUGGACUUGUGUUGGGUUGACUCUCUCAUUAGGUCUUGCUGUUUUCUUCUUCCAGAUCUUCCAUAGACACAGUGAGGGUCAAGUGUUGUUCCCCUCAGCUUUGUCAUCUUGAAGGUUUCCCCAAAAUGCUUGAAGUAAGUGGCGUAGACCCAAGAACAAGAACCGUUACUGGUACAUGGACUUAGGUCAGUCAUGCUGGUAUAGAUAUGAAAACAUUAUAAUGAAGGUUCAUAGCAAACUGGCUUUCAGCCACAGUAGAUGGCUGUGCUGCCUACACUGUUGUUCAGCUUAUGUAUAAUGUCAUGUCUUUGCCAGCACUGGACUUUAUUUGGUGUUACACAGCAACAUUUGGUCUCGCUACAGAGAUUACAUUAUCAUGUUGUCUCGGGACUGUAGAACUUGUUUACUCUGCUUCUACGUCUAACUAGUCAUCCACUUCCUUAACUGUUUGCAAUACCUGUCAUGGAACACCUGCGAGACCUGCGACAGAGUUCAUACACUUAGAUACACAUGCUUAUUACAGAAUUUGGUGCAAUGCUUUCCCUUCAGUUGUGCUGGCAGCCCUGCAUGCACUGUAAUGUCACAAGCUCCCACUACAGUCAUGGUAUUUCUGCGCUCUUAAUUAGGCCUCGAGUCUAGCAAAUUAAGGAAACCCCCUAAGAAUGCUGUCCCCGUUACUAAAUGUUUUUGGAUGUAAUUGCCCCCUAAGUGCAGACCUAGAAACAGACCUACAUAUGAAUGCCAUGUAUUUUACUGUAGGAAUGAUCAAAUGAAGUAAGAAUAACUUGACAGUUAAAUUAUGUCCCUGCUUCCUCUACUUAGAUAAUCAGUUGCUAUAAAGCAUAAAGAAAUGGGUGUAGUUUGAGGUUGGUUUUGUGCUUGAGGGUGAUGUUGACACAAAUUCAGAACCUUAUAUUUUCACUAAUAUCCUUAUUAUACCAAAUUCAGAUUUGAACAAUGAUCUGUUUUCUAAUGUACAAGUUGUUUUCUCCAUCAUUUCCAUCAUGUUCAUUUAGAAAACGAGUGCCAUAUUUCAUAGUAUGGUUUGAGAUCACUGAAAAAAAAAUAAAACUAGGAUCGCAAACUGCAUGAAAACACUCAUCUGUCAUAUGUGUCCAUUUUCAUGUGCAGUCAUGUUUCUGUUAAAUGGAGUACAAUUGUACAGUUUAAGAUGUAAUGCAUGUUUCCAACACAAGAUGGAAAUUUUUGCUUGAUAAAUAUCAAAAUUAUGGCAAAAACAAUAAUAAAUAAAAGCCAGUAUAUUUUUUAA
This is a messenger RNA of Betta splendens (Siamese fighting fish), 2645 nucleotides long. RefSeq names its product BCL2 associated athanogene 4 (gene bag4). Bases 217 to 1374 code for a protein of 385 amino acids. Gene Ontology annotation, molecular function: protein-folding chaperone binding; adenyl-nucleotide exchange factor activity. Gene Ontology annotation, biological process: protein stabilization. Gene Ontology annotation, cellular component: membrane; cytosol; cytoplasm. The record is from RefSeq and is a predicted model, not a curated record. NCBI's taxonomy places the organism in Eukaryota, Metazoa, Chordata, Actinopteri, Anabantiformes, Osphronemidae. The transcript is spliced from 5 exons.